Messenger RNA from Schistosoma spindalis, 957 nucleotides. The record is from the annotation of a GenBank genome assembly. Lineage: Eukaryota; Metazoa; Platyhelminthes; Trematoda; Strigeidida; Schistosomatidae.
AUGAUAUUAAUAAAAUUGAUUUUUGCAGAGCAUCAAGAUCAUAUAAUAUAUUGGGAUGAUAGUAAUUCAAUAUUUGAAGAAAAUCCUGAUGAAUUGUAUGUCAAUGAGGGAGAUAAUUUGAUUUUUAUUUGUUCACCAAAUCGAACACAUGUACGAAAUCUUUACUGGACAAAUGAUCCUCGAGUAAAAAUGAAAUGCAAUAAAACAAUAUCAAUAAAAGUUAUUAAACUUUUAGAUUGUUUUAGUAAUAAAUCAUUAAGUGAAUUUGUACUUAAAGUUAGUCGAUUCCCAGAGAUCACAUCACUUCCUAGUUUUGAUUACAAUAUACCUGUACACUUUAUAGCUCAUUCAUUUACCUGUCAGAAAAAUAACAUCCGAUUAAGUUUCAAGUUAGCAAAGAAUUCUGUGAAUAAUAAAAAUAAUUCUCCUGUUUCUGAUGUUUUAAAAUCGUUUAUAUCAGAAACGCAAUUAAUCGAUCAAAACAAAUCUGUGCCUAUUGUAAACAGAACGUUACAGUACCAUUCAAAAACCAAACUAGUUUUAGAAUCUUCAGUCACAUACAGAAAUCAUACUUUUAUUAUCAAAGGAAAAACAAUAGACUGGGAAGAAUAUAAAUUUUUACUUGUCCCAGCUAUAUUUGCAUUUCUUACACUGAUUGGUAUACAAAUUAUUUUAUGCAGCUUUUGGUUACCAAAUUCAAUUGUAAAUAAAUUUAUAGCUUACUUUAUGAAGUGUAAAUGUAAAAGAACAUCAAAAGAUCAAUCGAAUCAAACAUGUUACAAGCAUGAAAUAAAAAGUUUGUACGUAAAUAAUACUUCUUCAAUGUCUAGAAUACGUUCAUCAAAAGAAUGUAUCAGUAUAACAAGCCCAUAUCAGUGUAAAUGUUUAACUGAACCGAUUGAAUUACAUACAAAUUCUUGCACCAAGUGUACACUGGAACAAAUCCAUCAAACAUAG